AUAGUACCGCUUUUUUUUUGAGGAAGACGUGGUCGUAGGUGCUGAGGAUAUCUGCUCUGCACGCUCCUGCUCCUGACUCACCGCUGUUCGCUCUCGCCGAGGAACAAGUCGGUCAGGAAGCCGCGCAGCAGCCAUGGCUUUUAAGGAUACUGGAAAAACACCCGUGGAGCCGGAGGUGGCAAUUCACCGAAUUCGAAUCACCCUAACAAGCCGCACCGUAAAAUCCCUGGAAAAGGUGUGUGCUGACUUGAUCAGAGGCGCAAAAGAAAAGAAUCUCAAAGUGAAAGGACCAGUUCGAAUGCCUACCAAGACUUCGAGAAUCACUACAAGAAAAACUCCUUAUGGUGAAGGUUCUAAAACGUGGGAUCGUUUCCAGAUGAGAAUUCACAAGCGACUCAUUGACUUGCACAGUCCUUCGGAGAUUGUUAAGCAGAUUACUUCCAUCAGUAUUGAGCCAGGAGUUGAGGUGGAAGUCACCAUUGCAGAUGCUUAAGUCAACUAUUUUAAUAAAUUGAUUACCAGUU
This is a messenger RNA of Symphalangus syndactylus (siamang), 524 nucleotides long. RefSeq names its product small ribosomal subunit protein uS10-like. Gene Ontology annotation, cellular component: ribosome; small ribosomal subunit. The record is from RefSeq and is a predicted model, not a curated record. NCBI's taxonomy places the organism in Eukaryota, Metazoa, Chordata, Mammalia, Primates, Hylobatidae. Gene Ontology annotation, molecular function: RNA binding; structural constituent of ribosome. Gene Ontology annotation, biological process: translation.